UGGCACUAAAAGGAAACAUCAAUCAACAAGAGCUGCGCGUAUCUGUUUUUCUUUUCGUCUCAUUUUAAUUCUCUUCUUCCUCCCUGUGUCUUGUUUGAAAUCCUGUCUUUGAUCUUCUUGACUGUCCACCAUCUAUUCCCUGACUUUCCUUUUCUGAACUUAUCUUACCCCUUUUGCAGAGUGACACCUUGCCUUUACUUUCCUAUUACACCGCUAUCUUUGUAAAGCCCCAAAGACACCCCAAGAAAGAGAAAAAAAAAUUUCCCCAACGUAUUCUCCGUAGCCGGACGGAAAGAAAGGACUAUCCCGAGAGAAGAAGGAGACCAACGCAACAUGGUGUACAUCCGGCAGCAUCAGCUGCCUAACCUGCGGGAAUACCGGUACGCGGGAGUCGACCACUCGCUAAUAAGCCAAUAUAUCCUCAAGCCAUUCUAUAACAAUGUUGUGAUCAAAUGUUUCCCGAUGAGCAUGGCUCCUAACGCUAUCACCCUAACCGGCUUCUUCUUUGUGGUAAUCAACUUCCUCACGAUAUUAUGGUAUAAUCCUGGACUAGACCAGGAUUGCCCGUCUUGGGUCUAUGCCAGCUGCGCCGUGGGAUUGUUCUUGUACCAGACUUUUGACGGAGUAGACGGCAUUCAAGCGCGGAGAACCAAGCAAAGUGGUCCUCUAGGAGAACUAUUUGAUCACAGUGUCGAUGCAUGCAACACCACUUUGGGGGUGUUGAUCUUCUGUGCGGCAAUGAACCUUGGCCAGUCAUGGGCUACUGUCCUGAUUCUUUGGGGAUCAACAAUGACUUUCUAUGUCCAGACCUGGGAUGAGUACUACACCCAAGUGCUUACCCUCGGUAUUAUUUCUGGUCCCGUGGAAGGCGUGCUGACGCUUUGCGUCGUUUUUGGCUUUACGGCCUACAUGGGAGGCGGUAGCUUCUGGCACCAGCCAAUGUUGGAGACCAUCGGUGUUCCCAAGUUAGACGCUAUCCCAGAGCAGCUAUAUGACAUGCCUUUCACGCAGUGGUAUAUAAUCUACGGCGCCGUUGUGCUCUUCUUCGCCACCGGCUCAAGUAUCCUGCAUGUCAUGCAGAUUCGCAAAGAGCGCGGUCAAAACCCUAUUACGCCGCUCUUUGGUCUCCUUCCUCUUGCUGCGGUUUGGGUGUUCGUGCCGGCCUAUCUGUAUCUGCAGCCAAUCAUUCUGGAGAACUACAUGGUUCCAUUUGCACUUUACGUGGGAUUGAUUAACGCAUACGCGGUGGGCAGAAUGAUCACGGCACACCUGGUCAAGGCCAGCUUCCCUUACAUCAACGUACUUCUCUGUCCCCUUGCUCUUGCCGUUCUUGACAGUGCUGGUCCCGCUUUGGGUCUGUGGCCUAGUGCGCUUGAAGAUGGGAAUCGCCAGAUUGCAUUCGUUUACGUGUGUCUCGGCCUGGCAGUGGGUGUUUAUGGAAGCUUCAUCCACGACAUUAUCACGACGAUAUGUGACUACAUCGACAUCUGGUGCCUCUCUAUCAAGCAUCCCUAUGUCGAGACACAGACUGUAAAUGGACAAGUUGACAAAGUUGCGAAGAAGAUGCGGUGAUAGAGAAACAAGCGUCAGCACGUCGAUAGCAUAUCAACUAUGCCAAGACCUGACGCCGUUUCACAUCCUAUGGUGGUUUAUUUCAUAUCAAGUGAGGCUUUCUUUCUCCUUUUUUCUUUCGAAUUGAAUUCGCCCCAUUCAUAUUCCGCUUCAAAGAGCAUUGGAGCGUUGGGUUAGCCUUCUGCAAAUUAGAGUCGGGCUUCCAAAAAAAAAUGUAGGGCCAUUCAUCCCGCGAUGCAUGUGGGCUGGAAACCUUUGUGUCACAUGGGGGAGGUCUAAAUAUGUGUUUGAUUAGUGAUAGAGACUAUUAACUUUAAUGAUGUGAGUUGUUUAAGAUAUAACGGUGAUUGGAAGUAGAACGAUGUCGAAUGUUGGCCUUCUAUAUCGAGUCUGAGUAUCCAUGGGAC
This is a messenger RNA of Aspergillus alliaceus, 1979 nucleotides long. RefSeq names its product aminoalcoholphosphotransferase. Gene Ontology annotation, biological process: phospholipid biosynthetic process. Gene Ontology annotation, molecular function: phosphotransferase activity, for other substituted phosphate groups. Bases 334 to 1572 code for a protein of 412 amino acids. Gene Ontology annotation, cellular component: membrane. The transcript has 7 exons. The record is from RefSeq and is a predicted model, not a curated record. NCBI's taxonomy places the organism in Eukaryota, Fungi, Ascomycota, Eurotiomycetes, Eurotiales, Aspergillaceae.